Scatophagus argus is the source of this 2879-nucleotide messenger RNA. Its product is annotated as extracellular calcium-sensing receptor-like. The transcript is spliced from 8 exons. NCBI's taxonomy places the organism in Eukaryota, Metazoa, Chordata, Actinopteri, Scatophagidae. Gene Ontology annotation, molecular function: G protein-coupled receptor activity. The record is from RefSeq and is a predicted model, not a curated record. Gene Ontology annotation, biological process: G protein-coupled receptor signaling pathway. Gene Ontology annotation, cellular component: membrane. The coding region runs from base 121 to 2349 and encodes 742 amino acids.
AACUGCGGUUCACCUUUAUGUUUCUGAUUUGUGAAUUGACCUUAUUAUAUGUAAAUUUGGACUUUGAUAUCAGCGUCUGUGUGCAGUAUUGAGGCCCGUGAAGUGCGCACCUCACGCGCAAUGAUCUUCGCCAUCGAGGAGAUUAACAACAGCUCGGAGCUGCUGCCAGGCAUCAAACUCGGUUAUCAGAUCCACGACUCGUGCACCGCAGUGCCCGCAACGUCAGGUAUGGUGAUGGCCAUCAUCGGUGAAUCUAGCUCCACUCCAUCCAUCAGCAUGUCGCGCAUCAUCGGGGCCUUCAGCAUUCCUCAAGUGAGCCACUUUUCCACUUGUGCAUGUCUGUCCGAUAAGCUGCAGUUCCCGACUUUCUUCAGAACAGUCCCGAGUGAUCAGUUCCAGGCUGACGCGCUGGCCAAGCUGGUGAAACACUUUGGCUGGACUUGGAUAGGUGCUGUCCGCUCGGAUUCGGACUAUGGCAAUAACGGCAUGGCGACUUUCCUGCAAGCAGCCCAGAAGGAGGGGAUCUGUGUGGAAUACUCUGAAUCUUUCCACCGUGACCACCCACGCAGCAGGAUCCAGAGAGUAGCAGACGUCAUCCGCAGGUCAACAGCAACAGUUAUCGUAGCAUUUGUAGCUUCUACAGAAUUCAGGAUCUUACUGGAGGAGCUGUCACUGGAGCCCUCCCCUCCUCGCCAGUGGGUUGGCAGUGAGUCCUGGGUAACAACCCCGGACCUGCUGAGGUUCAGCUUCUGUGCUGGAGCCAUUGGAUUUGGGAUUCAGCGAUCUGUCAUUCCUGGUCUGAGAGAAUUCUUGCUGGAUCUCUCUCCCACUAAAGUGGCUGCCUCUCCACUGCUUACUGAGUUCUGGGAGGAGGCAUUCAACUGCAGGCUGGGAAAAACUGCAGCCGUGGAUGAGAGAGUGUGUGAUGGAUCUGAAGACAUACAGACGCUCCAGAGUCCAUACACUGACACAUCUCAGCUCCGAAUCACUAACAUGGUGUACAAGGCUGUUUAUGCAAUAGCACAUGCCAUUCAUAAUUCAGUGUGUCAGGAAACAAAUUCUACUACUAAGUGUGACAAAAUCACCAGAAUCAAGCACACACAGCUUCUCACUCAGCUGAAGAAAGUCAACUUUUCCCAAAAUGGUUAUGAUGUGUCAUUUGAUGCCAAUGGGGAUCCUGUGGCCGCAUAUGAGCUGGUUAACUGGCAAAAGAGUGAAAGUGGCAGCCUUGAGAUGGUGACAGUAGGUUUCUAUGAUGCAUCACUGCCAGCAGGCCAGGAGUUCAGUAUCAACAGGAACCUCACCUGGAUGGAGGACAGCACACAGGUCCCUGUGUCAGUGUGCAGUGACAGCUGUCCUCCAGGAACUCGUAAAGUGCUGCAGAAAGGAAAACCCAUCUGCUGUUAUGAUUGUAUACUGUGUCCUGAGGGAGAGAUUAGCAAUGCUACAGAUUCUCCUGAUUGUUUCCCUUGUCCCAAGGAGUUCUGGCCUAAUGCAGAGAGAGACUCUUGUCUCCCCAAGCCUGUAGAGUUUCUGUCCUUUGACGAGGUCCUAGGAAUCAUCCUGGCUGCAUUCUCAGUUGCUGGUGCCUGUCUUGCCAUUAUAACAGCGGCUGUGUUCUUUCAUCACAGGACAUCCCCGAUUGUCAGGGCCAACAACUCUGAGCUGAGCUUCCUGCUGCUCUUCUCCCUGACUCUCUGUUUCUUAUGUUCAUUAACUUUCAUUGGAGCACCCACUGAGUGGUCCUGCAUGCUGCGCCACACAGCAUUUGGGAUCACCUUCGUCCUCAGCAUCUCUUGUGUUCUUGGGAAAACAAUAGUUGUGUUGAUGGCCUUCAAAGCUACACUCCCAGGUAGUAACGUCAUGAAAUGGUUUGGUCCUCCACAGCAAAGAAUGACUGUGGUGUCUUUUACAUUUGUUCAAGUUUUAAUAUGUACCAUUUGGUUGGUUCUUAGUCCCCCUUUUCCAAUGAAAAACCUGACCACAUACAAAGAGAGGAUCAUCCUGGAGUGUGCAUUGGGCUCAGAUAUUGGGUUCUGGGUUGUGCUCGGGUACAUCGGCCUGCUGGCUGCCUUUUGCUUAGUGUUAGCUGUCUUAGCCCGCAAACUACCUGAUAAUUUCAAUGAAGCCAAGCUUAUCACCUUCAGCAUGUUGAUAUUCUGUGCAGUGUGGAUCACCUUUAUCCCAGCGUAUGUCAGCUCUCCUGGGAAAUUUACUGUGGCUGUGGAGAUAUUUGCCAUUCUGGCCUCCAGUUUUGGAUUAAUUCUGUGUAUAUUUGCUCCAAAGUGUUUCAUCAUAUUGUUGAAGCCAGAGAAGAACACAAAGAAACAUGUAAUGAACAAACAUUAAUGUAAGAUAUUUGAGGCUUUGAAACAGUGAACAUACAUCAUAAAAUAUCGGCGUAGAGUACAUGUUGCAGACAUUCGCUAUGUUUGUCACCUAGAAGUAUUCUCAUAUUCCAUAUUUAAAUAUUCUUUCAUUAACCAUUUUUUGAUGUCUUUAAACAUGAUUUCAUGAUUUCUCUUUCUCACAAUAAAUGGUAUUUAUUCAAUCAUGACUACAUUGAGAACAAUAUCAAUGACCAUUUGGAAAUUUAUUAAAAAGCGUAUCAAAUCAAACAAUACAUUUUGUGAUGUAUUUAAGACAGAAUGGAGCACCAAAUAACAACCCAUUAAAGUGGUGCAUCUGUUAAUGCAACAUAACAAACAUUUAAGUGGAAGAAGACAAAUAUGAGGAAGAUGUGUUUAUAACAAAAUAACUGAAAUACACAGGGUCAGAGACACAGCAAGGAAAAGGACAAGAGUUCAUCAACUACCACAAAGUCCACACAUCUUCUCUGAUGUGUAGAAAGAUGAUGUGCAGUAGAGGGAGGGAAACUU